Halichondria panicea is the source of this 5642-nucleotide messenger RNA. RefSeq lists its product as uncharacterized. Bases 352 to 5499 code for a protein of 1715 amino acids. The transcript has 3 exons. Gene Ontology annotation, cellular component: membrane. Gene Ontology annotation, biological process: protein import; intracellular protein transport; protein targeting. Gene Ontology annotation, molecular function: ATP binding. Lineage: Eukaryota; Metazoa; Porifera; Demospongiae; Suberitida; Halichondriidae. The record is from RefSeq and is a predicted model, not a curated record.
UUUUAUAGUGCUAACUUAUACAGACAGAUCAACGAAAAAAUGUGCUAUGUCGCGCAGACUGUCAAUUUUGCCUAACAACUUCCAAUUGGUUAAUUAUGACGUCACCAAUUCAGCUUAUAUAUUGGCAAGCGUUAAACUGCAAGAUCAUUCUAGCCUUCAAAACAGGACUUCAAAUAUUUUUGAACAAGCUGAAAACCUUGAAUUGGACUUUUUGGAUAAAGAUCUUACUUGAUUGAGAGAACGAUUUGAAUCAGUAAUCUCGCUGCAAGUCAAUCAGUGAGUGUGCUCCAGUGACUUCGUUUCAUUGUAAAGGAGACAUAACAAUAUCUGUCAUUGAUCAAGCGGUCAGCUAUGGGAAGCAAGCCUUCAGAAUACAAUGGUGUCAACUGUGCUGUAUGUGGGCGAAGGCUUCCUGCUUGUAAAAAAUGGAGUGGCUUUCAACUGCAAACCAUUGAUCGCCUGGUUCGAGUAGACCAAGUCUAUGUCUUCCUAGGGGGCCAGUACUACCGAAUCAUGGGCCUACCAUCCUAUUAUUGUCCGACAGAUUUUUGGAAACCCAAAGAUGACUACGUACAGCAGCAAGAGGAACAAAGGAGACGUGAAGAAGCUGAAAGACGCCGAAGAGAGCAAGAAGAGCAAGAGGAAAAGGAAGAAAGACAGAAAGAGUUAGCGAGACAGGCUGAGGAAGAAAGAAGACGGUUAGAAGAACAACGACAACUGGAGGAAGAGAGGAGACGUCAACAAGAGGCUCAAGCGGAAGCAGAAAGGAAGAUGGCUCUAGUACAAAAAGAGGAAGAAGCCAGACAAGCACUAGAGGGUGGUGCAGUCACUGAAACCGGAGACGAUAGAGUCACAACUGAAGUUCAGGUGAUGACAUCAGUGUACAAUCCUUUCUCAGCCAGUGAGAGCUCUCAGGUCGAAGUACAAGCAGUGCAGACACGAUACAAUGAGAACAUUCCCGAUGAAGCAACUUUUCUCGAGAGUGAAACAGUCGAGGAAAUUGAUACAGUCACCACUGAUAUUGUUGAAUCAGUGCAAUUCUCCAUCUCAAAGAUCAAAGAGGGUGAUGAGCUCAGUGGUUGGUGGUUGAAGGCGGCUCAGACGCUCUUGUUCACUCAUUACAUGCAGUCCAACAGUUUUCCAACUGCAGAGAAGGAUCUACUACUCGACUCACUAGCCAUUCUCCAAACAGACCUGGGAGAUACCGAUUGUCUCUCUCUUGCGGACUCUUUCUCCUAUCUUGUUGAUAUACGACCCAUCGAUAUUACAACAACUUUCACCGUUGAUGACUCCCUCCCCCUGACAGCAAAAGUGGCCAGCCUUCUACUGCAAGUGGCCAAACACCUCAAGGAGACUAACCUUUGGAUGCAACGCUGUCUAUAUAUGUAUGUGACGUCUAAAAGUGACGAUGGAAUGAUGCAGAAAAUGUACCUGGAGGCGUUUUGCAAGGAUUGGUCUGGCCAUAACUUUUUGAGGUUUUUCGAGUCGUGUAAAGAGCGACUACAAGAUGACAGUCACAAGAAAACAUUCCACCUGAUUCAAACAUACUGUGUGCGGCCUAAAGUGGUCAUGGAUGCCUUGGAUAGCCAGCCUCUUAACGUGCCAUCAGUCGUGGAGACAGCCAUUGAGAACGAAGAUCAUCAAUCUCUAGUGGAUAUAAUCCAUGAAAUUCGAGCAUCAAAACUCGUCUCAAAGAAUAUUUUGGACUUAGUAGAACAUGUUGCUAACGAAGUCUAUCAAAUUCUUGGCACUUUUUCCAUUAAGCUCGAUUUUGAGCAGCAGUUACAAUCCUCAAUGGCAGCAAGUAAAUCCACUUUCCUAACUUUGGGAAACGGUCAUGAAGGUAUGUCUGUUAGCCACAUUGCUCAGUCAAUAAUCACGCUCUACUGUGCCUGUCAGAAGUUCAAGGGAUGGUUUCCACGCAGGACCCAGCUGGUCUCCUUACUGCUUCUUGUGUAUGCAGUGAGAUACGACAACAAUUUGCUUAUCGAGGUAAUGACUGGCGAGGGAAAGUCCCUGAUAGUGGCCCUAUUUGCUAUAAUUCUAGCACACCAGAACAAACAUGUCGACGUGGUGACCAGCUCUCCAAUUUUGGCCUUAAGAGACGUGCAAGAAUGGGAGGAAUUCUUCCAAUAUUUUGGAGUGACCGUCACACACAACACUGACCUCAACAGAACUGAUGGUGCUGAUAUGGACGAUGUGAAAACCGAAUGCUACAAGAAGCAAGUCGUCUACGGCACAGUGGGCAAUUUUGCUGGUGACAUACUCCGCCAGGAAUUUGAGCACAAGAAGAUCAGAGAAGGUCGACGUUCUGAUGCCAUAAUCGUCGACGAAGUGGAUAUGCUGAUGCUGGAUGAAGGAGUUCAAUUCAACUAUCUCUCGCACAAUGCAGCCAUUUUACUGCACAUUGAACCAGUGGUAGCUGCCGUCUGGGGCAUGAUUGGACCACUGAAUCUAGCCAGGACCACUGCUGGAGAAAUCCUCUAUGCUGGUAGUCCCAAGCUAUUCACUCAGGCCAUAUACGAAUCACUCGACCCGGAAUUUUCUCUAGUAGAAUCUCACAACGCGGUCUUGAGUACAGCUUUUCAGCUGGGAGUUAUAACUGUGGACGAGUUCGAGGCAUUACUGCAGGAAGACCAAGAGAUUAAGAAGGCAACCAUUGAAGGGUUCACAAUUGAUCACACACUGAGGAUGAUCUCAGGCCUGGCUGAUUACGAAAACAUGCCCGAGUUUAAAGCCUUCACUAUCAAUAGUGAGGGGGCACUGGAGGCCGCUAACACAGUCGAAGAUUAUUCAUCUGCCGAGAAGCUCCUAAUGCUUGGAAACGGUCUGGCCUGCAUACUCAAUACACGUGAAGAAAUCAUCGACAGAGGCACAGAAAUCAUGAAAACCAAGCUCAACUUUUCCGGCACUGAAAUUGAGGCUACCAUCAAGCUGCCAAAACUAAUGGAAGAGUUUGUUGUGAGCCAACUCCCAGUCUAUGUAGAAAGUGCCCUGCGUGCCCUUCACAUGGAAGAAGACAGAGAAUAUGCCAUUACGAGAGGCAGGAUAAUUCCGAUCGAUUUCCAAAACAGCGAAGUUAUGGAGCUCAACAAGAAAUGGGGAGGAGGGCUGCAGCAAAUGCUUGAAAUGAAACACAAUUUAUCGAUGACCUCCAUCUCUCUGGUGACCAAUUUCAUGUCCAAUGUGGAAUUCUUCUCCAGAUACAAAAGAAAUGGAGGUAUCUAUGGUAUGUCUGGUACACUUGGACUAGACGCACAUAGCAACACUACUACCAUUCUCAGUGAGCUGUACAACACUCAAGUAUGCAGUAUCCCGACUUUCAAACUCAGAAAACUUUUUGAGAAACCGGCUGUAAUUGUAGAGAGUAAUGAACAGUGGUUUAAGAAGAUUGUCGACACCGUCAGAAAAGAGAGUCAAGAAGUUGCUCCCUGGAGGAAGGGAAGGGCCUCACUCAUUCUUUGUGAAGACAUAAAAACUGCCGAAGACUUGAAGGACUACUUCGUGAAGACUGAGCACUGGCCAGAAGACAAGGUGUACUUGUAUGCUCACAGCAACUCCAAGCAACUCUCUACCAUCAAAAAAAAGCUUGGUCCGGGUGAGAUCAUCAUUGCCACUAACCUCGCCGGUAGAGGCACUAACAUCAAAGUGACGAACGAUGUCAAUGCUAGUGGUGGUCUGCUCUGUCUGGUGACGUUCCUGGCUCGAAACAGAAAGGUGGAGUUACAAGCCUUUGGUCGAACAGCCCGUGGGGGAAAGCCUGGAUCUGUUCGUUGCAUUCUCAACUAUGCUGCCAUGCCGACACAGUAUGAUGGAAUGAACAUAGAGGAGAUCAGAAAUAUGAGGGCUGAAGAAGAAUCGAUACGUCUCAGACGAAUGAUAGAUUAUGACAUCAAAGAAGUUGAAGUUCGAGAGAGAUUGUUCAAAGAAUAUUGCCUGGCUCUGGUGUACACAUAUUCACGCAGCGACCGUAGAGACGAUCAAAGGAUCAUCAUAAACUCGCUCAACGAACAGUGGGCUCAGUGGCUUUUAAUGAGGAACGAUAAAGUGGAGAAGCUGCAGAUGGAAGACCUGAUUUGUGAACUUGGAGUGACAAUCAGAUAUUGGGAUCCUUAUUCUAUCGAUGGACUUAAGGACAAGUCACUCUUCUCUAAGUGGCUUUUGAAGAUGAACAGAAAUGAGGUACCGAACUGGUCCGUUACAAUUCCAUUUGACCCUACAGCCCCCAUGACUAUGUCCGUUGCCAACUUCUACCACUACAUCCAAUUUGGAAACCAACUCCUUAUCAGCGGAGAAAGUGGGGAGGUUGUGAGAGCACAUGUGUACUACACAAAGAGUAUAGAGUUGGAGCCACAGUACUCGGCCAUUGCCUACUACAAUCGUGCCUACGCCGCCAUCACUGCUGAGAUGGACAACCAUAAACAGAAGGCCAAAGAUGACAUUCAAGCUGCAAUCUCGAGCCUAGAAGUGUACAUCAGUGAGGUGUCUACAGUGUCCCAGUGUGUUGCCAUUGUUCGACAGACCAGAGAGUUUGAGCGAAGAGAAGUGGAUGAUUACGGUGAGGGAGAGGUAACAGCCAAUUUGGAUGCCCAGAUCCAAGCUCGUUUCGAGAUCCUUCGUUUUCUACGAGAGAAAAUGCAAGAAGCCAUUGAAAAAAUUGACUCCAUCAGUGGGGACAUCAUUGCCACACCUGUUGGUAUUUUCUCUCUCAUUCCGGAUGCCGACUACACCACUAAUGUUGAGCUGGCGAGAAUGUGGACACUGGGAUUUGAGAUUGUGUACACGAUUGAGAAAAAGCCUCGUUUCUGCUGGGAGGGGCUGGUUGUGUUCUUGUUGGGUGUGGCUCAGAUUGUGGCUGGUGUGCUGCUGACAGUGUUCACGGUAGGAGCUGCGGCACAAUUUGGAAUGGCUCUUAUCGGAGAAGGCAUCUCUGACUGUAUUGACGGUAUUGAGGGUAUGAUAACUGGGGAAUUCAGUUGGGCAGAAUGGGCCAUCACCAAGGCAACUGGUAUCGCUAUUUCUCUCUUGACAGGAGGUGUGAGUCGUCUUGCUUCCACUGGUCUCAAGGCAAUCAAAGCUGGCUACAAGAUUGCUAAAGUUGGGAGACAGCUGACGGCCAUCCCCAAGAUUAUAAGCAGUACUACCAAAAGUGCUGCUAAAGCAAACCUGAAAACAGCUGCCAAGUAUAUGGCACAAGAAGCUGUCUUACAAGGUGUCUCAUUUACAACUGCCAAAUUCAUGAACCUAGCUCUCGAGGAAGUUACUAAACUAAUUGGACAAAAAAUGAAAGAACGUUUUGUCGGGAUAAUCCGAACUUCUUUCACUUCUGGUUACCUGGGAGAAGUGGUUGACGGUAGGUUCAUUGCUGAGUUGACCUCAUACUAUCAACAUCAGACCGAUGUUCCAGCCUCCAUGAUUGUGAGUGGUAAGAAGAUCUUUAGCAAUGUUGGGGAGGCAGUUACUAGUGCACUCAACUCCAACUCAGACGUUAGGGAGUGACUAGCUACAACGUCUCUCAGUUUUUCUCGCAGCUUUCACAGAAGAGUAAGCAGUUGAGAGGGAUUGCAAAUCUUGCACAAUCUGCCAUCGUUUUGACAAUUGUGACCGACACUGUGGCAAGCUUGAGUUUUCUUGUCGAUGAG